Molecule: messenger RNA, 1566 nt
Organism: Amphiprion ocellaris (clown anemonefish)
Lineage: Eukaryota; Metazoa; Chordata; Actinopteri; Pomacentridae
Gene: med18
Product: mediator of RNA polymerase II transcription, subunit 18 homolog (yeast)
Exons: 3
Coding region: 408-1037 (209 amino acids)
Biological process (GO): termination of RNA polymerase II transcription; regulation of transcription by RNA polymerase II
Cellular component (GO): mediator complex; core mediator complex
Molecular function (GO): transcription coregulator activity
Source: RefSeq, a predicted model, not a curated record
ACAAUACAAACCCAAGAAAGAUGCUUUUCAUUCACUGUUGGUUGCUGUGCUCAUUUUUGCUCUGAAAAGCAACCAAGUCGUUGGAUUAGGUUUGUUCUGAUCAGCUCUGUAUUUAUACACACCGGUAUCUGUCAUCCUAUUUAUGCUACAGUGCUCAGCACGAUAGCUUGAGCAACUCUGCAGCAAACCGAUGAUAAAUAACUUAGCUAACUAGCUACAAGCUAUCUGGGUAGCUGGUAGCCGACUGAGCAACCCGCUGAGGCCUGUUGGAUCUUCGGUCGAUAGUGUGGCGGCUGUAACGAAGACUAAAACACCGGUAUUUACCUUGUGCUCCUCGGAAGUCGGAUAACUGUAUUUUGCUCUUCGCGGUUUCUCAGGCUUAAAAACAGCUGAGUACCUGAAAGAAGAUGGAGGCUCCUCCUGUCACAGUGAUGCCAGUCACCGGGGGUACAAUCAAUAUGAUGGAGUAUCUGUUACAAGGAAGUGUGUUAGAUCAAGCCCUGGAUAGCCUCUUGCAUCGCCUUCGAGGUCUGUGUGACAGCAUGGAACCUGAGACCUUUACAGAUCAUGAACUGGUUUACCUUCUGAAAGGCCAGCAAGGAAAUCCUUUUAUUUUGCGUGCUCGGCGUUCCCUCUCCCAUCCCAAUACUCCGUGGCAUCUACGCUAUCUAGGCCAACCUGAAGUGGGAGACAAGAGCCGACAUGCCCUGGUGCGCAACUGUGUUGAUGUGGCCACCUCUCACAGCCUUCCGGAGUUCCUCAACGAGAUGGGUUUUCGCAUGGACCAUGAGUUUGUGGCCACUGGACACAUGUUUCGUAAAGGCGCGAUGAAAAUUGUGGUUAGUAAGCUGUCGCGCAUCCUGGUACCAGGAAACACGGAGAACACAGAGCGCCUGUCACUGUCAUACCUGGUGGAACUGAGUGUGUUGGCCCCUGCUGGCCAGGAUACUGUAUCAGAAGACAUGCGCAGCUUUGCUGAGCAACUCAAACCUCUCAUUCACCUGGAGAAGAUUGACCCAAGCAAACAGAGACAUUAGAGCCCUCUCUGACUGUCAUGGAUGAAUUCCAAGCCUUGUUUGUGUUUUUUUUUUUUUUUUUUUUUUAAAUCACUUUUUUUUUUUUAAAGCAGUCCUUACAUGUUAUGUUAAAUGAAAUACAGUGUAACUUUGGCUUAACUUUUAACACUUGUCAGCUUCUUAUGAGUUAAAAGAUGGUAAAUAUCACUGCAUUCCACAAAGUCCUGGUUACAGAAGUUAGAAUGGGUAAAUGGCCAUUAGUACCAUACCUCAAGUAGGUGUGAAGUAGUAAAGUAAUAAUUCUUUUGUACAAUGCAAACACAAUCUGACCUAAAUGAACACUUUCAAAAAAUAUGACAUGACAGCAUCAAUCUUUUUUGUUUUUUUGUCUGUAAUGCAUAUUAUUCAGACAGGAGUAACAUUUAAAACGAAAGUGUCAUGCUACGCAAAAUCCUGUUUAUAUUCAGCUAAAAAUGAUUUUUUUUUAAACAUUUCUUAUCAAUUUAAUAGUAUCCUUGUUUUAUGUCUGAAAUUUCUACAUUAUUUUUCA